AUGGAAAGGAAGGGAGAGGAGGAUGGGAUGUGGAACAUAUCACCCUCCAACACAUCACAUUUCAACUCAUCACCCUCCAGUAUACCACACUCCAACACAUCACCCUCCAGCACAUCAUUCUCCAGCAAAUCACCCUCCAGCACAUCACCCUCCAACACACCACACUCCAACACAUCACUCUCCUGUAUACCACACUCCAACACAUCACCCUCCAGUACAUCACCAUCCAGCACACCACACUCCAACACAUCACCCUCCUGCACAUCACACUCCAACACAUCACACUCCAACAAUCACACUCCAACACACCACACUCCAACACAUCACUCUCCAUCAUACCACACUCCAACACAUCACCCUCCUGCACAUCACACUCCAACACAUCGCACUCCAGUACAUCACCCUCCAGCAGAUCACCCUCCAACACAUCACCCUCCAGCACAUCCCCCUUCCGACACAUCACCCUCCAACACAUCACACUCCAACACAUUAACCUCCAAAACAUUACACUCCAACACAUCACACUCCAACCCAUCACCCUCCAGCACAUCACACCUCCAGUACAUCACCUCCAGCACAAUACCAUCCAAUACAUCAGCCUCCAGCACAUCACACUCCAACACAUCACAUCUCCAAAACAUCACACUCCAACACAUCACACUCCAGCACAUCACACCUAACACAUCACACUCCAACACAUCACCCUCCAGCUCAUCACACUACAACACAUCACAUCUCCAACACAUCACACCCAACACAUCACACUCCAGCACAUCACACUCCAGCACAUCACACUCCAACACAUCACACUCCAACACAUCACACUCCAGCACAUCACACUCUGACACAUCACACUCCAACACUUCACCCUCCAGCUCAUCACACUCCAGCACAUCACACUCCAGCACAUCACACUCCAACACAUCACACUCCAACACAUCACACUCCAGCACAUCACACUCUGACACAUCACACUCCAACACAUCACCCUCCAGCUCAUCACACUCCAGCACAUCACACUCCAGCACAUCACACUCCAACAUAUCACACUCCAACACAUCACACUCCCCCAGUACAAUAGUGACAAAAGAACGCCAUAAAAAACAAAAUACAAACAUAAUUUUAUGGAAACAAUCAUUGGAAAACAUUCUAACUUGA
This is a messenger RNA of Homarus americanus (American lobster), 1158 nucleotides long. RefSeq names its product mucin-3A-like. NCBI's taxonomy places the organism in Eukaryota, Metazoa, Arthropoda, Malacostraca, Decapoda, Nephropidae. The transcript has a single exon. The record is from RefSeq and is a predicted model, not a curated record. The coding region runs from base 1 to 1158 and encodes 385 amino acids.